Messenger RNA from Acanthisitta chloris (rifleman), 1326 nucleotides. It is a transcript of the gene SPTLC1, whose product is annotated as serine palmitoyltransferase, long chain base subunit 1. The transcript is spliced from 13 exons. Lineage: Eukaryota; Metazoa; Chordata; Aves; Passeriformes; Acanthisittidae. The annotation marks the transcript as partial. Gene Ontology annotation, cellular component: endoplasmic reticulum. The record is from RefSeq and is a predicted model, not a curated record. Gene Ontology annotation, molecular function: pyridoxal phosphate binding; serine C-palmitoyltransferase activity. Gene Ontology annotation, biological process: ceramide biosynthetic process; sphingosine biosynthetic process.
GAAAAAGAAGAGUUGAUUGAAGAAUGGCAGCCAGAGCCUCUGGUUCCUCCUGUGCCGAAAGAUCACCCAGCUCUCAAUUACAACAUUGUUUCAGGUCCUCCCACACAUAAAAUCACUGUUAAUGGCAAGGAAUGUAUUAACUUUGCAUCAUUUAAUUUUCUUGGACUUCUGGAUAAUGAAAAGGUUAAGAGUGCAGCCCAAGCAUCCCUGAAGAAAUACGGUGUUGGCACUUGUGGACCUAGAGGAUUCUAUGGUACCUUUGAUGUGCACUUAGAGCUAGAAGAACGUCUAGCAAAAUUCAUGAGGACAGAGGAAGCUAUUAUAUACUCGUAUGGAUUUGCAACAAUUGCCAGUGCUAUUCCUGCAUAUUCAAAGAGAGGGGACAUUGUGUUUGUAGAUGAAGCUGCCUGCUUUGCUAUUCAGAAGGGAUUACAAGCAUCUCGUAGUAACAUCAAGUUAUUUAAGCAUAAUGAUAUGGCUGACCUUGAACGGCUGUUGAAAGAACAAGAGACUGAAGAUCAAAAGAAUCCUCGCAAGGCCCGUGUAACUCGAAGGUUUAUUGUAGUGGAAGGAUUGUAUAUGAACACAGGCGACAUUUGCCCUCUUCCAGAGCUGAUAAAACUGAAGUAUAAAUACAAAGUUAGAAUAUUUUUGGAGGAGAGCCUUUCCUUUGGAGUCCUUGGAGAACAUGGAAGAGGAAUUACCGAACACUUUGGAAUAAAUAUUGAUGAUAUAGAUCUUAUUAGUGCAAACAUGGAAAAUUCACUGGCUUCUAUUGGAGGAUUUUGCUGUGGAAGAUCUUUUAUUAUUGACCAUCAGCGAUUGUCUGGUCAAGGCUACUGCUUUUCUGCAUCCCUACCUCCUUUGUUAGCUGCUGCUGCUAUUGAGGCUCUGAAUAUUAUGGAAGAUAAUCCAGACAUUUUUCAGACUCUCCGGGCUAAAUGUGAACGAAUUCACAAAGCUCUACACGGGAUUUCUGGCUUAAAAGUAGUGGGAGAAUCUUUUUCUCCAGCAUUGCACCUACAGUUGGAGGAGAGCUGUGGAUCUCGAGAAAAUGAUGUGAAGUUACUCAAAAGAGUUGUGGAUUAUUGCAUGAAUAGUGGCAUUGCAUUAACACAGGCACGCUAUCUGGAGAAAGAAGAAAAAUGUCUCCCUCCACCCAGUAUUCGAGUAGUGAUAACAGUGGAACAAACAGAACAAGAACUGGACAAGGCUGCUUCACUUCUUAAGGAAGCUGCACAGUCUGUAUUGAAUUAGACUGCUGUUUUGGAUUCUUCUUUCCUCAAAUUAUCAGGAUAAGUGUUUUACACUGUAUAGUGACUUCCA